AUGUUCUCCUCAUUUUCACUACUUAAAUCCAGCCUCCUGCUUUCUGGUUUGAGGACCACGCUGGCUCAGUGUCCUGACUAUGCUGGCUACUCAACACAAAGGCAUGAGCCUCUUUCCGCCGGCAAGUAUCAGCUGAGUUAUCAAAGGCCAGAACAAUCAUGCCGUACAUUCAGUCUUCCUGAAGUCGAGGCGGCCAUCCAGGACAUGAGGGGAGCUAUUUCAGACCCAGACUUGUUCAGACUUUUUGAAAAUACUUUUCCGAAUACGCUCGAUACAACCAUUUCAUGGCAUGGUUUCGCGAGUGGGAACUCUGACGAGGAGUUGACUUUCAUCACCACAGGAGACAUUGUAGCUAUGUGGCUGCGGGACAGCGCGAACCAGCUGCGAAGCUACAAGCCUCUACUAGAGGCCAAUGCUUCGAGUGCCUCUCUAGCAUCUCUGUUCCGUGGCGCUAUAAACCUUCAGGCUCGUUAUCUUCUUACCAGUCCGCAUUGCAAUGCCUUCCAGGCCCCAGCGGAAUCAGGCAAGCCACCGCAGGACAAUAGCGCAGCAGACACAGAUGUUGUGACCCCAGCUUACGAUAAGAAUUUUGUUUUCGAAUGCAAAUACGAGUUGGAUAGCUUGUCAGCAUUUCUUCAGUUAUCAUAUGAUUACUAUGACAAAACCCAGGAUAGUGAUUUCUUCGGAAAGUUCCAAUGGGUCAAUGCCAUCAAAACAGUACUGGACACGGCGGAAGCAUUGCUAGUUGGCACUUAUGCAGAUGAUGGGCAUGUUAACAGCUCACCUUAUACAUUUCAGCGGACAACCACGUCGGCAUCUGAAACGUUGCUCAACAAAGGUUCCGGCUCGCCCGUGAGACGUGGAACUGGUCUUGUACGAAGCGCAUUCCGACCAUCCGAUGACUCGACAAUUUUCCAGCUCUUCAUUCCUGCCAACAUGAUGUUCUCGAGCUAUUUAGGAAAGUGCGCGGCGAUUAUGGAGAAACUUGACAGUAACUUGGCAGGGCGCAUGCGCGAUCUGGCAACCAAUGUACGCAACGGAGUCGAGACUUAUGGCAAAGUACAACACUCGGUAUUCGGAGAGAUUUAUGCAUAUGAGAUCGACGGUUUCGGCUCUAGUAAUCUGAUGGAUGAUGCCAAUGUUCCGAGCCUUUUGAGUGCGCCGAUUAUUGACUACCUUGAUGCCAGUGACACCAUCUACCAGAAUACAAGGCACUUCGCUCUGAGUACCUGGGACCCUUAUUACAUGCACGGUCCAGUUAUCAAUGGAACCGGAGGUCCCCACGUUGGACCUGGAAAGGCUUGGCCCAUGUCUAUCAUUGUUUCGUUACUCAGUUCUGACGACGAUGCCGAGAUUGUGUCAGGUCUACGGCAAAUCAUCUCUUCAACUGAUCAGCUUGGUUUAAUCCACGAAUCUGUCAACACCUUUGAUCAGUCUGAUUGGACUCGGCAAUGGUUCUCUUGGGCUAAUGGGUUGUUCGGUCAGCUCCUUCUCGAUCUCAAGGAUAGGAAGCCGCAAGUGCUUCAGACAAGUUUCCAGUAA
Truncatella angustata is the source of this 1542-nucleotide messenger RNA. RefSeq lists its product as uncharacterized. Bases 1 to 1542 code for a protein of 513 amino acids. Gene Ontology annotation, biological process: carbohydrate metabolic process. The record is from RefSeq and is a predicted model, not a curated record. Lineage: Eukaryota; Fungi; Ascomycota; Sordariomycetes; Amphisphaeriales; Sporocadaceae. The transcript is spliced from 3 exons.